Molecule: messenger RNA, 627 nt
Organism: Sclerotinia borealis F-4128
Lineage: Eukaryota; Fungi; Ascomycota; Leotiomycetes; Helotiales; Sclerotiniaceae
Source: the annotation of a GenBank genome assembly
AUGCAUAAACUAAUCAGAUUCUGGAAAAGCUGUAGGCUUGUUACCGGGCAAAAGAGUCCACCAUUACCCUGGUGGCAGGAUCCGAAGACUAAAAUUCGACAGCUUCCCAUCCCAGAAUUCUUGGAGCAACGACUGAGAACAAUCGAGUUAAGAGAUGAUUUACGGUCCGAAUCGAGUAAGAAGCUUCGAAUGAUAGAGGAGUGUCUUUGGAUGGCGAAAAUUUUGGACGGCGACUUGAAUCCUGCAGCCAGUGAUAUAAGUCGCCAACAAGAACUAUUAGAUAAAUUAGAAAUUGUAUGGCAGGAGCGUAAAGUAUAUAACACAGACGAUACCGAGAACGAAAUGAUCUCCAAGAUAAGACAAUGGGGAAAGCGGAAGCCACAUACCCAUAAACACCUUUAUACUUCAUCACAGUUGAUUAUCGGCACCAAUCUCGAUACUAGCUCAGGAACGCUAGCUAGCACAGCUAGAAGUCCAAUUCUUUCCGAGAAAGACAACUUACGAUUGCACAAGGCGUCGGACUCACUCAUCCCACUAAAAGAUUUAUGUCAAGUUCGAGAGAAAAUGCCUCGGAGGUCGUCAGCCCGUCUUUCCAAAAAAAAAAAAGGCUACAGAGCGAGACUAUAG